Messenger RNA from Drosophila mauritiana, 785 nucleotides. RefSeq names its product probable proteasome subunit beta type-2 (gene Prosbeta4R2). Gene Ontology annotation, cellular component: proteasome core complex. Gene Ontology annotation, biological process: proteasomal protein catabolic process. NCBI's taxonomy places the organism in Eukaryota, Metazoa, Arthropoda, Insecta, Diptera, Drosophilidae. The record is from RefSeq and is a predicted model, not a curated record. The coding region runs from base 1 to 633 and encodes 210 amino acids. The transcript has 2 exons.
AUGGCGAUGGAAACUAUUUUGGGGAUCAAGGGACCCGACUUUGUGAUGCUCGCAUCAGAUACCAUGCAGGCCAAAUCGCUGGUUUUCAUGAAAGAUGACCAAUCGAAAAUCCAUCGACUAUCAGACUUCAACAUAAUGGCCACGGUGGGCGAUGGCGGCGAUACCAUUCAGUUCACGGACUUCAUAUCAAAAAACUUGCAUCUGUACAAGAUUUCCCACGGAUACCAUCUGAGUGCCAAGUCAGCUGCCCAUUUUACCAGAAAAACACUGGCGGAUUAUAUAAGGACCAACACCAGAUACCAGGUGGCAAUGCUCCUGGCAGGAUACGAUGCGGUUGAGGGUCCUGACCUCCACUACAUCGACUCCUAUGGCGCAGCUCAGUCAAUCAAUCAUGCAGGUCACGGUUGGGGCAGCAUGUUCUGUGGCAGCAUUCUGCAGAGAUACUGGAACUCGAAGCUCAGCCAAGAGGAGGCCUACUCGCUGAUGAAGAAGUGCGUCCUGGAGAUCCAGAGGCGACUGAUCAUCAACCAGCGGAACUUCGAGGUGUAUGUGGUGGACAGCAAGGGAAUGCGCAAGAUGGAGGCCAUCAACCCAGGAUCACUAAACAAGGAGUCGAUUAGCCUGAGUUGGUAAAGGGAAAAUAUUAAAGCCGUGCUCGGCGCAACUCGUAUGCUUCAUAAAGCAUCCUCUAAUGCCUAAUAAUUGUGAAGUUGGUUUUUGGCUAACUUUCACUGCGAUGCUCGAACAACUUCCCAGGGAUUAGUUGACGUGACCGGUUGGAUUUG